Amphiprion ocellaris (clown anemonefish) is the source of this 5822-nucleotide messenger RNA. RefSeq names its product zinc finger protein 142 (gene znf142). Gene Ontology annotation, biological process: regulation of transcription by RNA polymerase II. The transcript has 9 exons. The record is from RefSeq and is a predicted model, not a curated record. Lineage: Eukaryota; Metazoa; Chordata; Actinopteri; Pomacentridae. Gene Ontology annotation, molecular function: RNA polymerase II transcription regulatory region sequence-specific DNA binding; DNA-binding transcription factor activity, RNA polymerase II-specific. Gene Ontology annotation, cellular component: nucleus. Bases 382 to 5616 code for a protein of 1744 amino acids.
GGAGCUCACGAAUAUAGUUCCUUUUACUUAGCGGUGCUUUAUUUUGUUAGCAGGCUAGGAUAAAAAUUAUUCCAGAUUAAUGUUUUUGGUGAAUAAUAUACUAUGUGCAAUUAAGUGUACACAGUUCGAUCCGCAACAGCGAUAUUUUUUGUUUAAAGGAACUGAGCCCUGAACAGUUUGCCGUGAAAAUCACAAGGAGCUAACUAACGUUAGCUCAGCUAGCGCUAACAGUGAUGUUAUUAGCGGACUGCUGCCACUUAAAGUUAUCAUUAAGAAUGAGUGAAACUCCAGCGACUAUCACUUAAUGUGAAGUAUGGAGGUAGAAAGGACCGCGGAAAUCCAGGCAGUAGGUCUGUCUCGAAAUUCCGUUUCUGUUACACCAUGGAAGCAGUGGAACAUCGAUGUGAAAAAAGUCUCCCAGACAGUGUCAUGUCUGUCUCUCACUUCUGUUCAAAAAGGAAAACCGCUCCAUCCUGUAAAGGACCGUUGGACAGUUACAAGUGUUCUCAGUGCAGUGAGAUCUUUUCAAAGCCAGGCGCUCUGAAACACCAUUUUAAAAGCAGCCACAGCGAGAAUGACCUGAAAUGCCCAUUCUCCUGCUCAGAGCCGGGCUGCCGGUUCAGCAGCACAGGUCGUCAGGAAUAUCAGGCCCACUUGAUGGCCAUGCAUGGUCUGACUCUAAUCCCCUGCACCUACCGCUCCUGUAGACUGUUAUUUCUGACACAGGGUGACAUGGAAAGUCAUUGGAAGGGCCACAUGCCCUUCGGCUGCUUUCACUGCCAGUUUGUUGCUCAAAAUGUGAAAGACCUCAGCGAUCACCUCUUGGAGAGCAAUCAUCUGCCAAAUUACACUCAAGGGAACAAGCCUGAGCCCACAACAGCAUACACUGAUGGAAGCCACCUGCCUGAAGUCUCUGUCAGGCAGAAAAGAAAGCAGAAAUCCAACCCCAUUUGUGUGUUAUCGUCAUCACAAGAUGGGUAUGUGGAAAAUGUCGAGAACCAAAGUGGUGAUUUGAAACGAGCAAGACAAGAAGUGGAUAACAUUAAAUCUUCAGCCGUGGAUGCUACACCGCUGCCAUCCAAAGAAUAUCUUGCGGAGGGAUCAGAGCAUAUUUAUCGCACGCACACCUGCCCAAAGUGUCGCCGCUGCUUCAAGAUGCGCUCUCACCUGCAGGAGCACCUCCGUCUGCAUUACCCCGACCCCAGUCUCCAGUGUCCCACCUGUAAGCGAUACUUCACCAGCAAAAGCAAACUUCGCAUACAUAGGUUGCGUGAGGCGGGUGAAAAGGUCCAUCACUGCCACCUGUGUGAGUAUGCUGCUGUGGAGAGGAACGCAAUCCGCCGCCACCUUGUCAGCGUGCACGCUGAUGAGACAGAGGACGGCAAGAGCAGUCACAGCUAUCUUUGUCCCACAUGUGGUCAAAGCUUUCACCAGGGCAGAACGCUCAAGGCCCAUAUUAAGACGCACCACAUCCCGUCAGACAGCAAGCCACUGGCCUGCUUUCAAGAGGGUUGCUCUUUCCAGGGUUCUGUGCGCAAAGACUUUAUUAGACACACUGCUGAAGUGCAUGGUGUCACUGCAGUAGAAUGUCGUCAUCACGCCUGCGGAGCAGUCUUUCAAAGCGACACGGACAUGGAGGCUCAUUAUCGAACGCACCUGGCCUACCACUGCUCGGAGUGUGACUUCUCUUGCUCCAAUAAAACUGUCUUCCUCCAGCACCAGCGGCUCGGCCACCCAGGGGAUGAAAAGCUUUGCUGUGACUUUUGCUCCUUUGGCACGUUUAACCCUGUGGAGUUCGAGCAGCACAUUGGACAUUUGCACGCCAACGAGAAGAUCCAUCGCUGCUCUCAGUGCAGCUACGUGACUUCGCAUAAACGUGGUUUGAAGCGACACAUGCUGAUGCAUAGUGGUGAAAAGCCCCACAAGUGCAGCCUGUGUGACUUCAGGUGCCGAGAUGAGUCCUACCUCUCGAAACAUAUGCUCACUCACUCAGAUGACAAGAACUUCAUGUGUGCUGAAUGUGGAUACGUCACUAAAUGGAAGCACUAUCUUAAUGUCCAUAUGAGGAAACACGCUGGAGACCUCAGGUAUUCUUGUGAUCAGUGUCCAUAUCGUUGUCACCGCAUGGACCAGUUAAACAGCCACAAAUUACGACAUCAGGCCAAAUCGCUCAUGUGUGAGAUCUGUGCUUACGCCUGCAAGCGCAAAUAUGAGCUCCGCAAUCAUAUGUUGGCCAAGCAUUCUGGGGAGGAGAAACAGCCAGUUGUGUACAAGUGCAAAUACUGCACAUACACCACCUGCUAUCGCCAAGCACUUCAAAACCAUGAGAACUGCAAACACACCAAGCUGAAGGAGUUUCGCUGUGCUCUCUGCUUUUACUCCUCCUUCAGCAGCAUCAGUCUCUUCCUUCAUAAGAGGAAAGCUCAUGGGUAUGUACCUGGGGACAAAGCGUGGCUGGAGAACUACGCUGCAAAGGAGAAGGAAAGGAACUCAACAGAGUUCAUGCAGGAUUUUUACAUCAAGCCCUCAGUCAAUCAUGAGCAGCCAGAACAGUCCACUUGUGAAAGACGUCCACCAUCUGCAGCUCCCGACGCUCAGAGAGAACAGUCUUUUCUGGCUGGAUCAGCAGAUCACAAUGCCAGCAAAGAAAUCGAUGCUAGUUCACAACCCUUAGAGUCUGUGAAUAUUUUUGAUGUCGUUUCUCAAGAGGUUGUCAAGGAUGCUAUUUCUGAUAGCCCUCCAUCUGUUAACAGCCCAGAGGAGUACUGUACCCUGGUUUUAACUACACUAUCAACCACUGACUAUCAAAGUCCUUCUUUACAAAAUGAGGAGGAAGACUGUGUAGGUACAGCCACUUUAAAUUGUAAUGGACCCGACACAUUACAAGAGAAGGAAGACUUCUCUACAAGUUCAUCAGAGGAGGAGGAUGUUGCAGUACCAGAUGGAGAGUGUGAACAAAGCGACUUUGACGACAGCUGUGAGCCUCUGAAGAAUACAAGUCAGCCUGAGUCUGGGAAAUGUCAGACAUCUGAGGCUACAAAUAAAGGUGAAACAAUUCAUUCCACUUUUCAACUGGAGCAAAAUCAGACAUUACAAUCUGAGGUACGUGAGAAAGCUAUGAAGAAGCAUGACAAGGACCAAGCAGAAGCCAUGGUUUUAGAGGGACGAGUGCAGAUGCUUGUGGUGCCAACUGAAGAUGUUUAUCGCUGUGACAAAUGCUCUUAUGUAACCUGUAAGGAGACUGCUUUGAAGCAUCACUGCCAAGCUUUGUGCCAUGGCAGGAUAAAGGGACACCGGUGCCAGGCCUGUGGCGUACAGUUCAAACAGAGGCGUGGCCUUGAUAGCCACCUUAAGAGGAAGUGCCCAGCACUUCCACGAAAAACUAGGACAUUUGUAGGCAUUUCAAAAGCAGGUCUGACUCCAAAGGAAAGAUCCAAGCAACUGGAUGGAGGAACAAAUUCAGAUCAGUCAGAGCUUCUAUCACAAAAUAAGACUUCCACAGAUUUAACAGGUCCUGAAAUUCAUCAGCAAGAAGAAGUCUGUGCAUCUCAUUUAACAAACUGUAAAGGAAUUGUCAGUGAUAGCCUCACAUGCAACCAGCUUGUGAAAAAAACAUUAGCUUCAAAAGAUAAAGACAGAAAUGUUCCACUGCAAAAAAAGUCCCUUUUUACCAAACAAGAUGGCAAAUUCAAAUGCAAACUGUGCAGUUUUUCAUCAGUCAAGCUUCCAACAGUUGAACGGCACCUCUCAACCUGCAAAACAAUCCUUAAGAGAAAAGAGGAGCAGUUUGUUUCAGAGUUGAAUAAUGGUGAUGGUGUUGGAGACAAAGAAAAAGAACACCUGGAUGACCGAGAUCCUGUUGAAGUUUCUAAAAAACGUCAAAUCUUCGGUUGUCCAAGCUGUGCAUUUAAGUGCAAUCAGAAGAGAGCAUUAGACAGCCACGAAAAGAAAGGCUGCAUGAAGCCAGGUCAAGUCCAAUGUACCAAGUGUUCAUUUGUAGCCAAAACUGAACCGUCAUUGACUCGUCAUAUUCUCUGUGUUCAUAACAAGGAGAAGUUUAAUGUGAAAAGUAAACGUUUGUAUUGCCAGCACUGCACUUUUAACUGUAAACAACAGCGACGCAUGGCACAACACGUUGCACUUAAACACGGAGGUACACGACCUCACCGCUGCAGCUACUGUCCUUUUAGCACCACAAGACGCUAUCGCUUGGAAGAGCAUGAAUCUCUUCACACAGGAGUCGGUCGUCACAGCUGCGACAUGUGUGACAAGACCUUCGGGGCUGUGACCAAACUGCGUCAGCAUAAGAUGCGCAUCCACGACAAACAACCUACGCAUUUCUGCUCAUUGUGCGACUUCGGUGGCUACACACUCGACGAUGUGAGACGACACAACCUCCGAUGCCACACAGGGGAGUUGCAGCACAUCUGCACUCAUUGUGAUGCUCAUUUUAGUUCAGAGAUUGCUCUAAGAAACCACUGUAAACGUGUGCACCAGCUUCAGGUCUGUUUCUCAUGCAAACAGUGUGACUACACAUGUAGCAGCGAAGUUGCUCUGAAGACCCACCAACAGAGCAAGCACUCCCAAGUGAAGUGCACAACAUGCCAGGAGUCCUUUGAGGCAAAGGAAACCCUUGCGGUUCAUCAGACAACUCACCUGGCACAUCAAUGCCAGCUGUGCCCUUUUGCUACCAAAACGAGACAGCUGUUGGCUCAACACCUUCUGAGUGAACAUGAGGAAGGAUCUCCAGAGGACAAGCCUCUCAAGUGCGGCACUUGUCAGUUUGCUUGUCGACAUCAGCUGGUGUUGGAGCAGCACCUCCGCUCACAUGGAAGCAAACGCUUAUACAAGUGCACAGACUGCCAGUAUUCAACCCGGAACAAGCAGAAGAUCACGUGGCACAUUCGCAUACACACCGGAGAGAAGCCUUACAGCUGUGAGCAGUGCAGCUACACCUGCACCGAUCCGUCUAGGUUGAAGCUCCAUAUGAGGGUUCACCAAGAAGAGAAAAAGUAUCUUUGUCCAGAGUGCGGCUACAAAUGCAAAUGGGCGACUCAACUGAAGUAUCACAUGACCAAGCACACAGGAGAGAAGCCAUACACCUGCGAUGAAUGCGACUACCGAACCAACAGAGCAGAUGCUCUCCGUGCACAUCGGGACACGCAGCACUGUGAUAUGCGCCCUUAUGUCUGUGAGAAAUGCGGCAAAGCCUUCAAGACUAGCUUCAUACUGAAGACCCACCAGCGGCAGCACAGUGGUGACCGGCCGUACACGUGUGGCUUGUGCCAAAAGGCCUUCCGGUGGCCAGCAGGUCUCAGACAUCACUACCUGUCUCACACCAAGCAGCAGCCUUUCUGCUGCCGACACUGCUCCUACAGAGCCAAGCAGAGGUUCCAGGUGGUCAAGCACCUGCAGAGGCACCAUCCAGAGAUGUCAGUAGAGCAGGGUGUGGUGAGAGACUCUGAAGCUGGUGGCCUCACCCUCAGGGAGGCUCUGCAGGGGACUCUGGAUGAGAGAGCAGCAGAAAGAACACCAAAGGAGCUACUGUCUCUAGCCAGUGAGGAGGCAGGUGAGGAGGCGAUGGCAGCGAGACACAACACUGAAGAGACACAAUAGAGAAGCAGUGCUGACAUAUCUGUCAUUACCGAUACUUUACUUGAUAUUAUUGUUGUGCAAAAGCCUAAUAAAACACAUCAGGGCAAAUGAAGUGAGAGAAUUUAAAAGUAAAUAUGAAAUGUUUGUGGUAAAAUAAAAAAAAUACGUGUUUCAUUUCUUUUAAUGACUGCCUGUGAUAACUAGAUGAUCCACAGCGAAUAAAUGAA